CUUAAGAUAACAACGAUGAAAGCUCCUACAAGGUUCUGCCUUCUCUGACCCUCCAAAAUGGCUCCGACCACCUCAAAGAUGAGUAAUGCACUCUGCAAAAAGUGCAACAAGAAAGUUUUCACCUCCAUUACAUGUGUCCAGUGUUCCUGUAGAUUCCACCCAACGUGUGCCAAAAGUCUGAACGAUGGUAAGCCUGUUAACUCUUCGACAUUUACUUGCACGUCGUGUAAAAACCCCUCAACGAAUGUGGCCGGAGUGGAAUACCAGCUACUUCUAAAUCAGAAAGAUGAAGUUAUACAAGUUAAGGAUCUUUUGAUUAAAAGUAAAGACGAGAUGAUCGAGCAAUUACGUAAUCAAAUAGAGAUGCUGAAACAGGUGAAAGCAAACUCUGAUGCUAAAAGCGAAAUUUCUGAGACGACCGACGGCGCGACGUCGAAGCCCUUCAAAGAAAAAAAGGAAGAGACUAAGAAGGAAGAGACUAGGAAGGAAGAGACUAGGAAGGAAGAAACUAGGAAGGAAGAGACUAGGAGGGAAGAUCCUGUGGAUAAGUCGGAACCUACUGUCUCCACUGCCAGUCUCCACAUUGAAGACACCCCCGACAUCACCAACAUCCUUCUUCUCGGAGAAACCGGUGUCGGCAAAUCCACCUUCAUCAACUCCUUCGCCAACUACGUGAACAGCAAAACCUUCGAUAUUGCCCGAAAAUCGAAAGCCGUGGUCCUCAUACCCACCCGAGUCACAGUCUACGACGCCAAAACUGGAGAAGACAAGUCCAUAAAGGUGGGUGACGACGGCAACGAAAGACAAGAAGUGGGCUCGUCAGCCACCCAGUCGGUCAAAACGUACGUUUUCCCCGCCGGAGGGGACAGACUCAUCCGCCUGAUCGACACCCCAGGACUUGGAGAUACCGAGGGCGUGGAAAGGGACAACCAAAACUGCGAAGAAAUUUUGGCCUACUUGGCUCAGCUGAACAAGAUCAACGCCAUCUGCCUGCUUAUGAAGCCCACGAACGACAGGAACACGACGUUGUUCAGCUACUGCGUCCAGAGAGUCUUGUCGCAGUUCCAUAAAAGCGCCUGCAGGAACGUGGUUUUCCUGUUCACGAACGCCAAAGGCAGUGACUACACCGCAGGUGCCACGCUGCCUAUCCUGAGGGAACUGACGGCGAAAAUUACCAAAGAGAAUAAAGAUAUAGUCAUUCCCAUAACGAAGCAGAACGUUUUUUGUCUCGAUAAUGAGAGUUUCAAGCACUUGUUGGCGCUAGAACACAAGGUGGUUUUGCGAGAGAUGACGAUCAGAAGCUGUCAGGAGAGCUGGAAAAUCUCUUGCGAAGAAAUUCUGAGAUUUAUGGCAUAUAUUAAAGAGCUGGAGCCGCACAACCUCAAGCAGACCAUCAGCAUUAACAAAACGAAGGAUUUGGUUCUCCAGCUGUCGAAACCGUUGUCCGAUAUUUCGCAGCUCUUGCAAGAAAAGAUCAUCCAACUAGAAGGAAAAGAUGAACAAUCGAAGAAAGCAGGUGUGAGCAUUGAAGAACUGAAAAAGAAACUGUAUAAGUCGGCCAUCGACUUGGAAAUAAUCACUCUCGACCACGCAGUUUUGGUCUGCACCAACGCAAGUUGUGUGGAACCCGUCAAGGUCGGUAACACAACAAAGUUUCAGUAUAAAACGAAAUGCCAUGAUCCUUGUGUACUAGGAAAAGUGAAUUACGAAAUACUAGGCCACUGGAGCCUGAGGGCAUGCAGCCAGAUGACUUGGGGUUUCAAUUGUAAACACUGCGAGUGUCCUGGUUCGAAACAUAUGAAUAUUUACUACGAUACUAGAAUUGUUGAAAAACAGAUCGUGGACGAAGGCGUGCAGACGAAUAUUACGAGCGAACAAAAACAACGCGAGAAGCUCGACAGACUAAUCAAGAAGCUGACACAGGAAAGAAAUGAACUCGAGGACGAACGGAAGUUCAUAAGUGACUGUGCAGCCAAGUUUGCGUAUUAUUUGCAGAAUAAUGCCAUGACGUCGGCGUACGACACUUACAGAGAGUACAUCUACUUAAAUUUGGAAAGUCAGAAGAGUCUUGGAAAGAAGGCCAACAUGAAAGUUAUCGUGAAUCUAACCGACGCUUUAAAAAAGCACGACGAACUGAUAAAGGUUCUUGGCCAGAAGCAGAAACUUCCAGGCGGAGAAAAGAUCACUGACGAAAGUGUACACAAUGACGCUCAAAAACUUUUCAAAUUGAAGCACAUGGGGCCGAAGAUUCAAGAAAUUUUCGACGCGAGGGAUAAGUGCGCCAAGAAAGGAAUUGUAGCAAACUUGAAGUCUGUUCUCACUGCAACGAUUCCGAAAUGGUUUUGGGGAAAAUAGCUCAAAACCAACCCAUGCAUUUUAAUUUUUUAAUGGUAGUAAAGUGGUAGCAGUUUCAAAUAAAAUCACCCAUGAUUAAGAA
Molecule: messenger RNA, 2437 nt
Organism: Zophobas morio
Lineage: Eukaryota; Metazoa; Arthropoda; Insecta; Coleoptera; Tenebrionidae
Exons: 5
Coding region: 58-2355 (765 amino acids)
Molecular function (GO): GTP binding
Source: RefSeq, a predicted model, not a curated record